AUGUUGAUGAGCGUACGAAAGAAAUUCUACUGCAAAUACCCGCUUCUCGUAAAAAAAAAUAAAAACAGUGGUAAAAGAAUCAAUGAUCAAAGUGCAAAUGGCCACAGCAACAUCUGUAUAACAAAUUCCAACAUUCCGAGCAACAAAUGCUAUUACGAGCAAAUAGUCAGUAGAAAUUGUUACGUUGCCAAAAAAAGAAAUGAUAGGUUGUUGCUUUCGGAUUUUCAGACUGUUAUUGGAGAAAAAUGGAUGGAUGGCCACAACUGUGGAAUUUUCAUCUACAUGGUCAUGGACACGUUAGAUGAAAGCAAACCAAUUGGAAACGAAUUUGAUCCAAUAAGAUGUAGAUUAAAAAUAUUUGAUGAUGUGAUUGCUAAUUCCGAUAACAUGAUAAAUGAAUGUUUAUUUUGUUGUAAUGAAAGCGCUGAUGAGUUGUGGAUUCAGUGUCAAAACUGUUUCCGCUGGGUUCAUAGAAAAUGUACCCUCAUCACAUGCAGUGAUUGGACUAAAUCAAAUGGAGACAUUAGUCCAUUGUUAAAAGCUCAGCUUAAUCGACAAAUUUUUACUGUUAAUUUGGAACAGGAAAUAGCGAAAGGUAUAGGCGGAGAAGAGUUACUCAAUGUUUUUUAA
Molecule: messenger RNA, 630 nt
Organism: Helobdella robusta
Lineage: Eukaryota; Metazoa; Annelida; Clitellata; Rhynchobdellida; Glossiphoniidae
Exons: 4
Coding region: 1-630 (209 amino acids)
Source: RefSeq, a predicted model, not a curated record